UUUAGUAUAAAAACUUGCUCACGACAUGAAACAGCGACUGCAGAUUUUUAGUAACGACUUUGUUCAUUAUAAUGACCAAGAUAUUUCUUGUUUUUUUGUGGCUCGAUUAUGUUUUAACAGAAAAAUGUGUCGUAUACAAAGCGAUGUUUCUUGAUAAAAUUAACGACUGCGACGGCUUCGAAAAUAAAAUAUUGAAUGCGGAAGGUCUCAACUUUGCUACUGAGGAAGGCGACGAAGACGGAGAAGGUUCCAUGACUAUGCAAGGGCAGAUAAAACUUAGUUCUGCUAUUGAAAAAGGCGAUGCGAUACAAAUAGAAGUGUGGAAAGAAACCGAAAUCGGACAAAAAGAAUUCGUGAGCAGUGCAAGAUGGGACAUUUGUAAGAAUUUGCAGAAUGCUGAGGCGCCCUGGUACCCUUUGCUGGAAUGUCUAAGGAUCAGCAAAUGCCCCGUGCCCGCGGACGACUACAACAUCCAAGAUCUGUCGAUUUCUCUUGCGGGUGUCAAAGAUGUUCUCCGUCACGAAUUCUGUGGCAGCUACACCACGGAACUGAAAAUAGUGAACUCUAUGAAUUCUAUUAUCAGCGAUAAGUCGUGUCAUGUAAUUGGUCUGGCUAUUGUUGAAAAAGAAGAAGAAUGUUAAAAGAAAAACCUAAAACUGUUGUGUUUUCAUUACUUAAUCAAAAUAUAUAAUUUAAUGCUGUGUUGUUUGUAGCGCUAUGAAAUGUCUUUCUUGUAGAUAAUGCCUUAAGGAGUGGCUUGGUGCCUUUUGAAUUUUGUUAGUUCGCUUAGAAGCACGUCUGUCACUUUAAUAAGAUCCGCCAGCUACAUAGGCUUCAGAUUAUGGAUUUAGUAGGUGUAAACAAGACAAGUAUUUGGUUU
Molecule: messenger RNA, 880 nt
Organism: Bombyx mandarina (wild silkworm)
Lineage: Eukaryota; Metazoa; Arthropoda; Insecta; Lepidoptera; Bombycidae
Source: RefSeq, a predicted model, not a curated record